AUGACUAGCGACUGCAAGGAGAACGAGGACAACCCCUGCCCAGUGGGUUAUGGCUGCGGAUGCGACGCCUCCUCGAACCAAAUGCUUUUUACCGCAGCCUUGGGCGCCUCUAUGCUCACUGAGACGGUGCAGAACACUAUGAUCCUCGGCCCCGCCUUCGUGGCGACUUGCGAAACCAUCGCGCUGGGGGGCGCCGCCUUUACCGGGGGCUUGUCUUUGGGCCUGGUGCCUUUGUGCCCCAUCCUGGCGCCGCUCUUCUUCCUGAUGCUGUCGCCCUUCGGGUCGGAUGUGCUUCUGGCCUUCAUCUUCGCCUCCAUCGUCGGGGGCCUGAACAAGUGCGGCUGCAUACCACUGGAGUGUUCCUCGAGCUCCCUGAUCCAUAACAACGUUUGUGCCUUGCACCACCCCCAAGGGGAGGAGGAGGAGAUGCUGAACCCCUACCACUUUGUCCCCCCGCCCAAGAAGAAGUGUGCCCCGGGGACCAUCGGCUGUUCCCUGCAGCAGUGCAAUGAGACUGAACUGAGCACUGCCGAGAUGGGCUGGCAUGCAGAGGGCGGAAGGCUCUACGGGCGCCAUGUGGGCAUCUACAACUGCAAGGCGGGCCCCUGGAACGCCAGCGACGGCCUGAGCGCCUUUGACCACAAGGCCUUCAUGGAGCAGCACCAGGACUGGGAGGAGCUGAAGGAGAACCUGGUGCCGCAGGUGCAAGCACCCAAGAAGCUCUCCUUCCUGCAGGAGUCGAGUCGAGUCGGGCAGGUUGUCCAGUAA
This is a messenger RNA of Effrenium voratum, 768 nucleotides long. NCBI's taxonomy places the organism in Eukaryota, Dinophyceae, Suessiales, Symbiodiniaceae. The record is from the annotation of a GenBank genome assembly.